Molecule: messenger RNA, 1549 nt
Organism: Betta splendens (Siamese fighting fish)
Lineage: Eukaryota; Metazoa; Chordata; Actinopteri; Anabantiformes; Osphronemidae
Gene: mtch2
Product: mitochondrial carrier homolog 2
Exons: 13
Coding region: 71-976 (301 amino acids)
Biological process (GO): positive regulation of apoptotic process
Cellular component (GO): membrane; mitochondrion
Source: RefSeq, a predicted model, not a curated record
AAUCUGCCAUCUGCCCUUUGGACGCAAGAAAAAAGGAGAAGCACUUCCUGUCUUCCCUGUUUCUUCAAAAAUGGCGGACACGUGUGGUCAAGUGUUGCUGGGCUCAGGGCUCACAGUCCUCUCCCACCCUUUGAUGUACAUCAAAGUUCUGAUCCAAGUGGGUCACGAGCCUCUGCCUCCCACUCUGGGCAGGAACCUGUUUGGCAGACAGGUCUACCAGCUGCCCGGACUGUUUGCUUAUGCAAAACAUAUUGUCAAAAUAGAUGGAAAAGUGGGUCUGUUCAAAGGACUUGUCCCUCGCCUCUGUGCCGGCACCAUCGGGACUGUUGUGCACAGCAGAGUUGUACAAAAAUGUCAGGAAAAAGACGUACCUCAGGUAGUGGGUUGUCAGCAAAAGGCAACAGAAGGCUCUCUACAGCAUGUCGUUAAUGAGACGACCAAAGAGAUGAUAGCUCGUUCAUGUGCCACCAUCGUCACACAUCCUUUUCAUGUGAUUACCUUGCGGUGUAUGGUGCAGUUUAUUGGCAGAGAAACAAAAUACAGUGGGGUGUUUGACUCCAUUGUCACGGUCUACAGAGAAGAUGGUAUACUGGGCUUCUUUGCUGGUUUGAUUCCUCGUCUCCUUGGUGAUGUCUUUUCCCUGUGGAUUUGUAAUCUGCUUGCACACCUCAUCAAUACAUACGCCAUUGAUGACUCGAUGAGUCAUACAGGAGAAAUUAAGAACUGCUCUCAGGCUGUGACAGGGUUCUUUGCCAGUAUGCUUACCUACCCUUUUGUCUUGGUGUCAAACCUCAUGGCAGUCAAUAACUGUGGGCUUGCUGGAGGCCUGCCUCCCUAUGCAUCAGUAUACCCCACCUGGAUGGACUGCUGGAGUCACCUAAGCAGAGAGGGCAACAUGAGCAGAGGCAACAGUUUAUUUUUCCGGAAGCUCCCAGCAGGAAAAAUGUACGCAGUUGACCAGAAGAGGUUUUUUUAAAGGCUGUGGAGAACUGAGCUGAACAUAACUAUGGUAACAUUAUGAAAAUCAUUGCCUGAUCUUGGGGUUGGACAGUUGGCUUUGAUUUCAGAAGGUUUUGAUUGACACUGUCCAGAUAAUACUGCAGAGACUUUGUGAUUCUUCCUGUUAAACUCACGUGUGCAAAAAUUAAUCUGGAUGCUUCAUGCUGUCAACAACCUAUGUGCACAACGUUAUGACAGUGCAAGUGCCCCCUCCCCUCCAUGUUUUUAAUAUAGAUUUACUGUUGACAAUGACCCCCCCCUCCCCAAUUUCAGCCCGUCAUUGAUGGAAUGAAUUUCAGUCUGCAUGUGGUAAUGUUUAAUUUACACGUUAACGACCAAAUGGGACCUUGUAUGUGGUUUUGUCUUGAUGUAUUAAUAAUGGUAAAGCUCACUGAUGGGCUGGUGCACAAUGCUAAUGACAAGACAGAGGCACUGGUUGCUCUCCAGGAGCAUGUGUGGAAUUACAGAGGCAUGGAAGGGAGAUUGAGCUGUCCAAAGUCUCUGGUACUCUGAUCAAAACUGACUGAAAUAAAAACAGCUUUUUUGACCA